GGGGUCCGAGGGGUGGCGGUCCUGGGGAUGGGGAAGGAGCAGGAGCUGCUGGAGGCGGCCCGCACCGGGCACCUCCCGGCCGUGGAGAAGCUGCUGUCCGGGAAGCGGCUCUCCUCCGGCUUCGGCGGCGGCGGCGGAGGCUCCGGCAGCGGCGGCGGCUCCGGGGGCGGCGGCCUCGGUUCUUCCAGCCACCCGCUCUCCAGUCUGCUGAGCAUGUGGAGAGGGCCGAACGUGAACUGCGUAGAUAGCACCGGCUACACACCACUACACCACGCUGCUUUGAAUGGCCACAGGGAUGUGGUCGAGGUUCUUCUGAGGAACGACGCACUGACCAACGUUGCUGAUUCGAAAGGCUGCUACCCUCUGCACUUGGCGGCGUGGAAAGGAGAUGCCCAGAUAGUGCGUCUGCUCAUCCACCAAGGACCUUCACACACCAGAGUCAAUGAACAGAAUGCUCUUGAGAUCAAAGAACUCAAAAAGUACGGCCCCUUUGACCCUUAUAUCAAUGCCAAGAACAACGACAACGAGACAGCCCUGCACUGCGCGGCACAGUACGGCCACACGGAGGUCGUGAAGGCUCUGCUGGAGGAGCUCACGGACCCCACCAUGCGCAACAACAAAUUUGAAACACCUCUGGACUUGGCAGCACUGUACGGGCGGCUGGAGGUGGUGAAGCUACUGCUGAGUGCACACCCCAAUCUCCUAAGCUGCAGCACUCGGAAGCACACCCCACUGCACUUGGCAGCAAGGAAUGGCCACAAGGCUGUGGUGCAGGUCCUGCUGGACGCCGGCAUGGAUAGCAACUACCAGACGGAGAUGGGCAGUGCUUUGCAUGAGGCUGCUUUGUUUGGCAAGACCGAUGUGGUGCAAAUCCUGCUGGCCGCAGGAAUUGAUGUUAACAUAAAGGAUAACCGUGGCCUGACUGCCCUCGACACUGUCCGGGACCUGCCUUCUCAGAAGAGCCAGCAGAUAGCCGCGCUGAUCGAAGAUCACAUGACCGGAAAAAGAAGCUUGAAAGAAGUGGACAAGACCUCCACAGCCCAGCUACCUCUCCUCUCCAGCACAGACGCCAUAGCACCAAAGUCUCAGGGGAAUGUGGAGAAGGCAGUCACUGAGCUGAUCCCUGAUUUUGACACACAUGCUGAGGAGGAGGGUCCCUACGAGGCUCUGUACAACGCUGUGUCCUGCCAUUCCUUGGACAGCACGGCCAGCGGGCGGUCGUCUGACAGAGACUCCGUGAACAAGGAGGCUGAGGCCACCGGAGCAAGGGCUGCUGGAGUGAGGCCUAGGGAACGUCCACCGCCUCCAGCAAAGCCGCCACCUGAUGAAGAGGAAGAAGAACGUGUAGAUAAGAAGUAUUUUCCCUUGGCAGCCUCUGAGGGCCUGGCUGUGAGACCCAGGGUUCAGAGCAGCGCCCCCCAGGAGGAGGAGGAGCACCCAUACGAGCUGCUACUCACAGCAGAGACCAAGAAGCUGGGGACCGCAGACGGGAGGACCGAAGACCACAGGCAGAGCUGCGGCAGCCGGAGCCAGGACUCUGUGGAGGGGCAGGACGGGCAGGUCCCGGAGCAGUUCUCAGGUCUCCUCCACGGCUCCUCCCCAGUGUGUGAGGUGGGGCAGGACCCUUUCCAGCUGCUUACUGCCCCGAGCCAGAACCACCCUGAGCCCUCCCAGCAGGGCGCCUGCCACGAGGCCAGCAUGCAGCUAGAGGAGCUGGGCGUGCAAGGCACUGGAGCCCCGCAGCCUGGCGUCCUGGACCAAAGCAGGAGAGUGGGCUUGCCGGCAGGCCUGACAGCCCCAGCCAGCAGAACAAACCUCGAUACAUUGACUUGCACAGUACCUCUGCACCCUGCUGGUGCUGAGGAAGAAGACCGGAGUGGGUCCAGGAGCAGAGCCCCUCCCACCAGCAAGCCCAAAGCUGAGCUCAGGCUCAGCCGCAGUUUGUCUAAGUCUGACUCUGACCUCCUGACCUGCUCCCCCACGGAGGACGCCACAAUGGGGAGUCGCAGCGAGUCCUUGUCCAACUGCAGCAUCGGGAAGAAGAGACUGGAGAAGUCACCUUCCUUUGCCUCAGAGUGGGAUGAGAUUGAGAAAAUCAUGAGCUCCAUCGGGGAAGGGAUUGAUUUCUCUCAGGAACAGCAGAAGAUCUCAGGUUCUCGGACGCUGGAGCAGAGCGUCGGGGAGUGGCUGGAGUCCAUCGGCCUGCAGCAGUAUGAGAGCAAGCUGCUGCUGAAUGGCUUUGACGAUGUCCGCUUCCUGGGGGCCAAUGUGAUGGAGGACCAGGACCUGAGGGAGAUCGGCAUCAGUGACUCACAGCACCGGCGGAAGCUGCUGCAGGCUGCACGCUCCUUGCCCAAGGUGAAGGCCCUUGGCUAUGACGGGGUCAGCCCCCCCUCAGUGCCCUCCUGGCUGGACUCGCUGGGGCUGCAGGACUAUGUCCACUCUUUCCUGUCCAGUGGCUACAGCUCUAUCGACACUGUGAAGAACCUCUGGGAGCUGGAGCUCGUCAACGUCCUGAAGGUUCACCUGCUGGGUCACCGCAAGCGUAUCAUCGCCUCCCUUGCAGACAGGCCGUAUGAAGAGCCACCCCAGAAGCCUCCAAGGUUUUCCCAGCUAAGAUGCCAGGAUUUAAUCUCCCAGACAUCGUCCCCGCUGAGCCAGAAUGAUUCCUGUACAGGGCGGUCGGCAGACCUGCUGCUGCCCUCAGCAGACACAAGCAGGCGGCGGCAUGACAGCCUGCACGACCCCGGGGCCUCUCGAGCAGAACGCUUCCGAGUCCAGGAGGAGCCCAGUGAGACCAAGCUGACCCUCCGUCCGCCCAGCCUGGCUGCCCCCUAUGCUCCUGUGCAGAGCUGGCAGCACCAGCCAGAAAAGCUCAUCUUUGAAUCCUGCGGUUAUGAGGCCAAUUAUCUGGGCUCCAUGCUGAUCAAAGAUCUGCGAGGGACAGAGUCCACCCAAGAUGCCUGUGCCAAAAUGCGGAAGUCGACGGAGCACAUGAAGAAGGUCCCCACCAUCAUCCUGUCCAUCACAUACAAAGGUGUCAAGUUCAUCGAUGCGUCCAACAAGAAUGUCAUUGCGGAGCACGAGAUACGGAACAUCUCCUGUGCCGCGCAGGACCCGGAGGACCUGUGUACCUUUGCCUACAUCACCAAGGACCUGCAGACCAGCCACCACUACUGCCACGUUUUCAGCACAGUGGAUGUGAACCUGACCUAUGAGAUCAUCCUGACCCUGGGCCAGGCAUUUGAGGUGGCCUAUCAGCUGGCCCUCCAGGCCCAGAAAUCCAGGACCAUGGCGGCCUCUGCAGCUUCGAUGAUUGAGACGAAAUCUUCCAAACCGGUGCCUAAGCCUCGGGUCGGCAUGAGGAAGUCUGCACUGGAACCGCCUGAUUCUGACCAAGAGGCCCCAUCGCACGCUAGUGUUUCCUGGAUCGUGGACCCAAAGCCAGACUCGAAGCGGAGCCUCAGCACCAACUGAGCCACUGAGGAGCCACACUGCUGCAGAAACAUAGCCGUGGGGAGCACAGGCUCCUGCCCCCAGCACCGAGAGCCUCGUCUGCAGCUCUGAAGACCCAGGCCCAGUCCUGCCGUAGGACCUCCUGUCACCUGCUUGGCCUGGGCCUGCCACCACCUGCAGAACCCUGCCCUGGCAGCGAAGACGCCAGGCAUCUAGCCGAGGAGACCGGAACUCUGGAUGGCCCAAGAAGUGGCCUGUCCAGGACAUGUGUUUUUAAUAGGAAAAGUAAUCCUUUUUAUACAUUUUUAACACUUGGCUCCAGCCUCUCGGUAAAGCUGCCAAUCUUUAAACAAGACAGGAACUGAGACUGGCCUGAAACCCUCAGCCUCUGCCCUCAGAAUGGGCUCUCGGCCUGACUAGAGACAUGAGGACACACUGUGGGUGACUUAGGGCAGAGUUGAGGCUUCUGAGGCUACUGAGGUGAUGACACAGACGUUUCUGGGGUUCCCAGUGGGGAUGAGCAAGUAGUUUCUGGUGUGGGGGACUCAUUAGUACUCACCUGUCGGUGUUAGCACUGCCGGAGGUCCUGUCCCCGUGCUGCUGCUGGGCUGACAGAGCCAUGUCAGACAGGAGUGGCUUUGUUUGGGGCAUUAAUGGGAAUGCCAGUUAAGACUGCAGCUCGCCAGCCUGGGACCUGAUCUGGCCUUGCUCUGAUAAUUUUUGACUCUUGUAUCCUCUGUGGCAGGCUGGGCACAUCUGUUCCAGAUGUGGAAAAGGCUAGUUGAGGAACAGUCUUAUUUCCCCGCUAUGGUCUUGAAGUCAAGCGGGUGUUGCUUCAACUCUUCUGCUAGUUUGCUUUGCUUUCUAAAGUGACUUGGGUGGUGACCCUCCCCCUGGGCUGACAGAGCACAGUGCUGGGGGCAGUACUCAUCCUGGUCCUGGGGACAGGAAGCCAGGCAGCCAUGAGGUCAGAAUGGAAAGCAGGGUUUCCCUCUGCUACACCUGUGGACUUAGCACAGCAGCUGCCGGGGUACAGCCCCUCUCUAGGAAGGGGCCAGGGGCCCUCCGCUGCUCGGUAGGCAGCAGCACUUCCUUUCCUGCCUCGUGCUCGCAGCCCUGGAAAGAAUCCAGAGAGACUCUAGGUUCCUGAUCAGUUGUGCCCAACCCCUUCCCUCUGCCACAAGUGAGCUGAGCGGGCUCUGCCGUGGGCGCAAAGCUCACGGGGACACUGUAGACACUACGACGAGUUCAGAUCACAGGUGGGCACUUCCUCCUCUUGACGCUGCUAUGUCUUAUUUAUUCAGGGUGUUUUCUACCAGAAAGUCUUGGCUUGUCUGCUCUGCGUCUCUUUCAAGAUUAGUUUCUCAAUAUUCAAGAAAGUCCUCUUCUCCUCGGGGUGGGUCUCUCCUUUUCAGGGCAGGUGCCAAAUGGAAGGGUCUGCCUUUGGCACUUGUGUGACAACCGAGGCUGUGCUUGAACUGUGAAGGAGCCGUUCUGAUGGGAGUGGUAAGACCUGCCCAGUCCCUCCCAGCAGCGGCCACAGGCUCCCUCGAUUGCCUCUGGCUAGGCUGCUGCCCUGCACAGGAAGCCCGCUCCUGCAGGCCCUGUGUCCCUACAGGGUACUUUGGACUCUGCCUCUGGUCGCCCACUAGGGGGCAGCUUUGGGUUUGAGCACUCAGACAUGGCUGCAAUCAUCUAGACGGUUCACAGUUAGCUUGUGAGGUGCCCGGACCUGCCCUGCAGGUCACUGGGUUAUUGCUCAUGGCAGACAGUGGGACUGGAUUGUAAGAAAAACGUUAUUUAAUCUUUGUUUCCAUAUUUUGAUACUUGAAUUCCCCUUUUGUUUUACUGUACAUAAAAUUGUUAAUCUGUCCAACUUUGAAUUAUAAACACCUUGUGGUACCAAACGUAACCAACCUGUGCAUUGGCAUAGACCAACCUCACUGCAGAGUGUGCACGCCCUGGGCUUCCGGCUCGGUUUCUUCCUUCCGUAGCUGUACAGCUUAGGACUGACUGAGCUAAUAAAGGAGAGCGGUAGAAACCGGCCA
Messenger RNA from Arvicanthis niloticus (Nile rat), 5504 nucleotides. It is a transcript of the gene Anks1a, whose product is annotated as ankyrin repeat and sterile alpha motif domain containing 1A. Gene Ontology annotation, biological process: ephrin receptor signaling pathway. Gene Ontology annotation, molecular function: ephrin receptor binding. Gene Ontology annotation, cellular component: cytosol. The record is from RefSeq and is a predicted model, not a curated record. Lineage: Eukaryota; Metazoa; Chordata; Mammalia; Rodentia; Muridae.